CUGCGAAGGUGAAGGUGUCGCGAGGCGUCGCACCGCGUCGCGUCGCGUCCCGUCCCGUCCCGCCCCGCCCCGCUCCGCCGCGCCGUGCCCACUCAAUGGCCGAAUUAAUUGGAACAAAACAUUUCCGCGCCGAGACGUCGAGACGUUCGUUCGACAUUAUCAAAUCACGAUCGUUAAUUGCGUCGCGUGUGCAGUGAAGUGAAGUGAAGCAAUCAUCGCGGGCACGAUGGGUAGCGUGGAAAGACUGUUGCGGGGUCGUUGCGGGGGUCCGGCUGUGCAGGAUCGAGAUCCAAUGGCGAGAUUCAUCAGCGGUAUGCCGAGCGGUGUUUCGACGCGAAAUGAUCUGACGGAGCUCGUAGCUACACGGUGGAUGCUGCGGAUGCGGAUGCUGUGUACCGGAGGAUCCGGUUCGGGCCAAGCAGGGUCGGCUCGAAGAUCUGUAACGGAGAACGAGGCCGAUCUUGAGUUCCGGUAUUUCGAUCUGACUGAGCCACGCUCAGUGUGCGGUGGGUGCGGUGGACGCGGAGAGAUGCGGUUUUGGUGGAUGCGGAUGCUCCGGUACCGGAGGAUCCGGUUCGGGCCGAGCAGGGUCGGCUCGAAGAUUUGUGGCAGAACGUGGCCCCGGUCCAGGAGUUCCUGUCAUUUCGGUACGAGAAUCAAUCAAAGCAAACACCUAGUCUAGCCCAGCAGAAAAAGGCAUUUGAUACAACACAUGUCGUUCCUGAGAUUUGAAAAAAGGCCUGAGAAGU
Molecule: messenger RNA, 749 nt
Organism: Harpegnathos saltator (Jerdon's jumping ant)
Lineage: Eukaryota; Metazoa; Arthropoda; Insecta; Hymenoptera; Formicidae
Exons: 6
Coding region: 227-682 (151 amino acids)
Source: RefSeq, a predicted model, not a curated record